Messenger RNA from Athene cunicularia (burrowing owl), 3253 nucleotides. It is a transcript of the gene TTF1, whose product is annotated as transcription termination factor 1. The transcript is spliced from 12 exons. NCBI's taxonomy places the organism in Eukaryota, Metazoa, Chordata, Aves, Strigiformes, Strigidae. The record is from RefSeq and is a predicted model, not a curated record. Bases 271 to 2412 code for a protein of 713 amino acids.
CGGCGUUUGUCCCCCCGAGCUGUGGGGCUCGGCGUUUGUCCCCAGAGGUUUCAGGGCAGCCGCUUCCCGGCAGCGGUGAGGAGGUUGAUGCCUGGUACCGGUUAGCCCUGGAAACUGUGUUGGAGAUAAUUCAGAGUCCUGUGCUUCAGAGAUGACGGAGUGUUGCUUUGAAGGCAAUUUUAAGGCUGAAUAGAGCUGUGAUGCACAUCUGUUUGAUGAAGAAAGCACUGCCUUUUCAUAGUCACUUUACAAAAUUAGCUGGAUUGAAAAAUGAGAAAAAAUAUGACAGAAGAAGCAAAUGCAGAUGAUUUUCAGGUUCAGAAUUUUCUCAAGAAGAAGAAGAGAAAAAACCACAAACAAUACAAGGAGAGCCAUGAGAAUGAUGAAAGACUCAGCUGUGCUUCUCCAGUGCUGUUUGAAGAACAAGCAGCACAGAGUGAUGAAGGCUGUAAAAAGAAGAAAAAAACAAAAAAAAAGAGAGCGGAGCAACAGUAUUCAUUAGAUAAUUCUUCUGUAGGACUGGAACAUGAAAUUCGUAAUGAAACUGGAGAGUAUGCUUCCCAAAAGAGAAAAAGAAAGCAGAAGUAUAGUGAUAGUACGGAUGAGCAAAGCGAUGUAACUUACGUCACAGUAAAUCAUCAUAGCACUGAUUGUCAGGAGCUCAAUGCUGAUUACGUUUAUUUAAAAAAAUCUGUUAAGAAGAAAAGAAAAGAAAAAUUGCCUGAGGAGGAUGAGGCAUGUGAGCUGCCUCCCCCUGAAAUGCAUGAUAACAAUGACAAUAAAAGAUCAAAAAAGAAGAGGAAGAAAAGACGCAGUAGUACCCAAGAUAUUCAGGAAGACACAGAUGUAAUCCUUGACCAGUCGCUGUUGUCAUCUCCAGAGCAGAACAGGCCAGGGGAAGACACGGUUCGGCCAUUACCUACAGCAGAGCGUGGUGUAGCCACACCCCAGCAGCGGCAUGAACAUGGUGACUGUGGUGCUGCUCCUGCCAGGAGAAAAGAUUCUAUGAAGGUACCUGCUAAUUCUAAGCUGUCUAAAGCAGCUGAUAAAUCUCAAAAACGUCCAGUUCCUGGUGGAAAGAUAAAAAGCUGUGUUUUUGUCAUGGAAGAAAGCUCUUCAGAAUCUGAUGUACCGACAUCAGAACCUUUAACAUCAAAUAGAAAGGAGGACAAGAAUAGUUCCUUUACCAAAAUAGCAGCCUCCGAUGAGCUUACUCUGGAUGAUGAAGAGUGCCUGGACUAUAGCACGUGUUCAGUUGUGGAUUUGGAUACUGCAAAACAAGAAUUGGAAGAGUUUAUUCCUCAUGUGAGGAAUAUAUCGGACAGUUCAAUCAAGAAGAUGGCAGGAAGAGACCUAACGAGGUUUAAAGAGUUUAAAAAACAAGGUAUUGCUGUCAAGUUUGGCAGAUUUUCCCAGAAGGAAAAUAAUCAAAUCCGGAAAAAUGUUGAAGAGUUUUUAUUGAUGACUGGAAUAGACAGUGCUGAAAAAGUCCUGUUUACUUCAAGGUAUCCAGAAGAUAAAGAAACUAUCAAUCGCCUAAAAGCAGAACAUCUUUUUUGUGAAAAACUUUCUGAGGGUAUACCACGACCCUGGAGGCUGAUAUAUUAUCGAGCAAGGAAGAUGUUUGACCCAAAUAAUUAUAAAGGGAGGUAUACUAAGGAAGAAAAAGAAAAAUUAAAGAAGUAUCAUGCUAUGCAUGGCAAUGAUUGGAAGAAGAUUUCUGAGAUGAUGUCCCGUUCUAACCUCUCAGUAGCUAUGAAAUACUCUGAAAUCAAGUCGGCUAUCAACUAUGGACCUUGGUCAAAGGAAGAGACCCAGAAGUUAAUGCAUGCAGUGGAGGAGGUGAUUAGGAAAAGAACGGAAAUGGAAGAUGCAAAUUCUCUUUUAUCAUCAUCAAAGUCAAAACGAGAUCUGUCAAUUGACCGUGAGAAACUGUACCAGAAAUUACCAUGGACUGAGAUUGAAGCUAAAGUGGGAACUCGCUAUUGGAGACAAUGUAAACAGAAAUGGACUACAAUUUUAACAAACAAGAUGACCAAAGGGCAGCAGUUAUAUAGGGGGACCAAAGGAUUACAGGCCAAGAUCAAUCUUAUUAAAAGGUUGUAUGAAAUGAAAGUGGAGGAUGCAAAUGACAUAAACUGGGAAGAACUCAGUAAUACGAUUGGAGAUGUCCCUAGAGCCUAUGUUCAAGCAAAAUUUUAUAAGCUAAAAGUCUCCUGUGUCCCUUUUUGGCAAAAAAAGAGUUUUUCUGAAAUUAUUGAUUAUCUUUUCAAAAAGAAACUUCCAGAACUUGAAGAAAACUUAGAAAAAAGGAAGGGGAAACAACUUAGUUCUGACAAUUCAACAGCCAGUCAACAGAAGGCGGCUUUCCAACUCAGUGACAUUUUUGACUGCAGUGAAGAGAGUGAUUAAUUGACUGCCCUAAAUGGAAUUCCUGGUCUGUGUAUUGAACUGCAAAAUGGAUCUGGUUGACGGUGGGUGCAGAUCAACAACUGCAGGUGCACAAGCUAUCUAAUAAUGGAAAAAGUAUAAAGAUACGCAUGUCUGAUUUUCUUGUUUCGUAUUGAAGACUGAGGUAAAUACAGCUUUUGUGCCACCUUUCAUUACCUUAAUUUAGCUCUGGUUUUAGAAUUCAUUUUAAGCAUCCAAGUUGCUCUCUGAAUGUCUUAAAGCCAGUAUUUUUUCCACUGCUUUGUUUUCUCUGGAGCUGAAAGCUGCUGUUUACCCUUUGUACGUGAACUUGGUUUUCAGAACUUCAAUGAGUUUUAUACCACUUAAAUAAACUAUAUUCGUGGAAUUGGGAAAAUUUGCUUUUAAAUCUCUAAUAAAUCUUUAGACAUCUGUGAUGAUGGAAAGAGCACAGGUUUGAGUCUUUGUGGGUUUUUUUAACAGGUGUCUUGUUCUUAAAAGUAACUGGUUUUUAUUUUUGAUGUAGACUUACACUUUUAUCAGCCUUUCUAGAGAAAACAGAUUUUUGUCCGUUAGUAUUCAUAAAUUGCAAUGUCAUUUCAUGCUAACCAAAACAAUGCAUUUAAAAUGCUUUUUUAAAAUAUUUGGAAUACAGAGACAAAAUAGACAAUGUGUAUAUAUAUACAUACAUAUAUAUAUUUUUUUGUUGUGCCAAGGAGAAUUUACAUGUUUCAGUAAGAAAAUUGAGAGUUAAGAUGGAGGUUGUACUCAUGUCUUUGGUAUUUUUAACUCUUAGCCUAGAAUGAUUAAUUAUAAAUUGACCGAUUGAAUGUAAAAAAAAAAA